Molecule: messenger RNA, 1602 nt
Organism: Eucalyptus grandis
Lineage: Eukaryota; Viridiplantae; Streptophyta; Magnoliopsida; Myrtales; Myrtaceae
Product: NAC domain-containing protein 83
Exons: 3
Coding region: 415-1176 (253 amino acids)
Biological process (GO): regulation of DNA-templated transcription
Molecular function (GO): DNA binding
Source: RefSeq, a predicted model, not a curated record
GUUUACGCCAAGUAUGUCGUCUCCUCUUAUUCUAUUCUCUCUAUCUCUCUCUCUGUCUCUCUCUAUCUCUCUGCUGCGCCCGUUACUAUAAAGCACCGCACUUUCCCUCUCUCCCAAACGCACCCGCCAGCGCCCGGCCCACGCGACCAUCCUCAAUUUCUGCCGCAGCCAGGCUGUACUUGCCAUCGUCCACCUUCUUGCCUUAAAAGGGUCUUCUUGUUUUGAUCUGCCAUCUUUUUGGGGGAGAGAGAGCGAGGAGACCUUCUCUUUUUUUCCGUGUUUCGGGAAGAGCCGGGCAGUCGUGAAUUUGAGGCGGAACUGUUGAGAGGAAAAGCCUGAAUUUUUGUCCGUUUAAAAUCUUUUUUUUUUUGGGGAGGCGAAAAGAGGUUUUAAUAAGGCAGCGUAUUCGGCGAGAUGGAUAAGCUUAACUUCGUGAAAAAUGGGGUCCUACGAUUGCCUCCUGGUUUUCGGUUCCACCCGACGGACGAGGAGCUCGUGCUUCAGUACCUGAGGAGGAAGGUCUACUCCUUCCCUCUGCCCGCCUCUAUCAUCCCUGAAGUCGAAGUCUGCAAGUCCGAUCCUUGGGACUUGCCUGGUCAGUGCGACUUGGAUCAAGAGAGGUAUUUCUUCAGCACGAGGGAGGCCAAGUACCCGAAUGGGAACAGGUCCAACAGAGCAACCGUCUCAGGGUACUGGAAGGCCACUGGGAUCGACCGGCAAAUCGUGAGCUCGAGAGGCAGUCAGAGCCAAGUGGUGGGGAUGAAGAAGACCCUCGUCUUCUACAGAGGCAAGCCCCCGAGCGGCUCCAAGACCGAUUGGAUCAUGCACGAGUACCGCCUGGUCAACCCUGAAGCCUCGGUCCCUCCCAAGAUCAUGAACUUGAACCAGACCCCUGUUGAGCCAAUGGAAAGCUGGGUCCUGUGCCGGAUAUUCUUGAAGAGGAGGAGCUCCAAGAACGAAGGCGAAACCCCUGUCCCCUGCCAAAACCUCAAGGAAGCUCCAAAAUCCAGGAAAAACAAGCCCGUGUUCUAUGACUUUAUGACCAGAGACCUGAACCUCGCUCCUUCGUCUUCUUCCUCUGGGUCGAGUGGGGUCACCGAGGUGUCCUCCCAUAAUAAUACAGAUGAACACGAAGAGAGUAGUUGCAAUAGCCUCAGAAAAGCUCUAAAGCACUAGGAUUUUGCACCAAAUCUAGGUUUUCUCGAACCAAAGUUUCCGGGGCUUCCCUGUUUAAGCCAGUUUAAAGAAGAAGAAGAAGAAGAAGAAGAAGAAGACGAAGACGAAUAACAGCCCUCGAGGAGUCCACAUAUCUGGUCUUGUUAGGUUUCUUUUAGUUCUCAUCUCUUUCUCUGUAAUAUCAUGGGACUAGAGACAGAGAGAUGUCCACAGAAGAAAGUUGAAAGGGGAGAAGUUUCGGCUAUUAACUUGUUUUGCUAACAUCUAGAGUCCAUGGAUGUUGUUAAGAGUCAUGAUCGACCGAUACUGUCAUGUCCAUGGAUGUUGUUAAGAGUCAUGAUCGACCGAUACUGUCAUGUAUUAAUCUAGGGAAUUUCAGAGUUUUCUUCUAUGUGCAUAAUGUCUUUUAGAAUGCCCAAAUUUCAA